This is a messenger RNA of Penicillium manginii, 708 nucleotides long. Its product is annotated as SNUT3/LISCH7 family protein. Gene Ontology annotation, biological process: RNA splicing. The transcript has 2 exons. Gene Ontology annotation, cellular component: precatalytic spliceosome. The record is from RefSeq and is a predicted model, not a curated record. Lineage: Eukaryota; Fungi; Ascomycota; Eurotiomycetes; Eurotiales; Aspergillaceae. The coding region runs from base 1 to 708 and encodes 235 amino acids.
AUGGCGGAGCCACCUGCAAAACGCGCUCGACGUGUUGAUAGUAGCGCUAUGUGGGAUUCAAGCGACUCAAGAGCUCGCUCACCAGAUGCAGCCUCAGACCAAGAUCGCCGACGCCCACCACCCCGAAAUGACCGACGCGACGGUCCUCGAAACGAUCGUCGAUUCGACCAGGAAGAUAGACGGCGAGAACGGAGCUGGUCUCGAGAUCGCCGUGACAGGAGGGACAGAGAUACUAGGGACGGACAUGGUGCCAGGGACCGGAAGAGGAGUACCAGCCGAGAGCGUGGUGGCUACAAUGAUAGACGAGGAUAUGCAUCAAAGGGCGACAAAUUCCGCGACCGUUCCCGCUCACGAUCUCCCGCUCGAAAUGGCAAGGCCCGGUCGAGGUCCAGAUCCCCUCCCCGAGGAUACAAAGGGGAACGUCGCUCUGAACACAGAGACCCUCGAUCUCGAGAUGAUGGUCGACAUGCAAAUGGCUCCGGGCACAGCAAAGAUGAAAUGGACGUGGAUUUCAAGGAAGAUGCCGACGAGGACGAAUUCGAGGCUAUGAUGCGGAAGAGCAUGGGUUUCACGCGUUUCCGGACUACAAAGAACACCAAGGUACCGGGCAAUGAUAUCUAUGGCGUGCGGAAGGAGAAGAAGAUCGAGUACCGCCAGUACAUGAACCGUACAGGAGGUUUCAACCGACCUCUCAGUCCGUCACGAUGA